Eruca vesicaria subsp. sativa (arugula) is the source of this 642-nucleotide messenger RNA. The record is from the annotation of a GenBank genome assembly. NCBI's taxonomy places the organism in Eukaryota, Viridiplantae, Streptophyta, Magnoliopsida, Brassicales, Brassicaceae.
UUAAGUAGUUUCCUUUAAUUACAAGAGACUAAAUAAACCAACCUAAGCCCUCAUUGUCUUCAACACCAAGAAACCAUUCAGAGGUGUCCGAAAGGAAAAUGGUGAUCACCACUCGUAUGAUCUAUCUUGUAGUCGUGAUUCUCGUGAUCGUGAUCUCUAGGGUCGAAGCCGGUGGCUACGAAGACGCGUUGGGAUACGUCCUCCGAACCGGACCGUCCUCUAACUGCAGAGGAAUUACAAUCGCAGAUUGUAUGUCGGAAGAAGAAGAGUUCGAACUCGAUUCUGAGAUCAGCAGGCGCAUUUUAGCAUCCAAGAAGUACGUUAGCUAUGGUGCGAUGAGGAAGAACAAUGUUCCCUGUUCCAGACGAGGCGCAUCUUACUACAACUGCCAACGUGGCGCUCAGGCUAACCCUUACAGCCGCGGAUGCAGCACUAUCACGAGGUGCAGGCGUUAAAAUUUGAAUCUCCUGUUUCAAUCUUUCGUUGUUUUUUUGUUUGUUUGUUUGUGUGUUGUGUCUUUUUAAAUGUAUUUUAUAUGUAUACGUAUUUUACCUAAGGCUACGGAUGUGAGAGGUUUAAUUGUCGAACAAAAACAUUAUACUUAUGUUUAUCUAUGCUCUUCGUUAUUUAAUUCGGAAUCUC